Messenger RNA from Argiope bruennichi, 2753 nucleotides. Its product is annotated as zonadhesin-like. The transcript has 25 exons. Lineage: Eukaryota; Metazoa; Arthropoda; Arachnida; Araneae; Araneidae. The coding region runs from base 30 to 2753 and encodes 907 amino acids. The record is from RefSeq and is a predicted model, not a curated record.
CGAGAAUGUAAAGAAGACACUGAACAAUCAUGAAGAUCCUUUCUGUCCUGCUUGUGGUUCUGGGCUCUUUUGUGGCCAUAAAUGGCAAAAAAUGUCCACGGAAUCAGAAAUAUUUAACUUGUGGUGGCUGCGACCAAGUUUGCAAUAAAGAACCAAUCUUCUGCGCAGCGGUUUGCGGACCACCUGGAUGUUAUUGCCUCCAAGGUUAUUACAGGGAGAAUCCAUCCAAUCAGAGUGCUUGCGUUUCUCGCUCAAAUUGCCCAGCUCAACCACAAUGCCGGAUAAACGAAGUAUAUAAAGAUUGCGGCAGCUGCGAUCAAUACUGUAAUGAGGAACCAAUAUUCUGUACUGCGGUCUGCAGGGAUCCCGGUUGUUAUUGCCAAGACGGCUUCGUGAGAGCGUUUAGAGGUCCAGACAGCAUCUGCAUCCCGCCAGAAAGCUGUCCACGUGCUAACGAUCAAAGUUCUUCUUUGAUUCAAAAUAAUGGUCCACCACAAUGCCGGAUAAACGAAGUAUAUAAGGAUUGCGGCAGCUGCGAUCAAUACUGUAAUGAGGAACCAAUCGCCUGUACUGCGGUCUGCAGGGAUCCCGGUUGUUAUUGCCAAGACGGCUUCGUGAGAGCGUUUAGAGGUCCAGACAGCAUCUGCAUCCCGCCAGAAAGCUGUCCACGUGCUAACGAUCAAAGUUCUUCUUUGAUUCAAAAUAAUGGUCCACCACAAUGUCGAAUAAACGAAGUAUAUAAAGAUUGUGGCAGCUGCGAUCAAUACUGUAAUGAGGAACCAAUCGCCUGUACUGCGGUCUGCAGGGAUCCCGGUUGUUAUUGCCAAGGCGGCUUCGUAAGAGCUUUUAGAGGUCCAGACAGCAUCUGCAUCCCGCCAGAAAGCUGUCCACGUGUUAACGAUCAAAGUUCGUCUUUGAUUCAAAAUAAUGGUCCACCACAAUGCCGAAUAAACGAAGUAUAUAAAGAUUGUGGCAGCUGCGAUCAAUACUGUAAUGAGGAACCAAUAUUCUGUACUGCGGUCUGCAGGGAUCCCGGUUGUUAUUGCCAAGACGGCUUCGUGAGAGCGUUUAGAGGUCCAGACAGCAUCUGCAUCCCACCAGAAAGCUGUCCACGUGCUAACGAUCAAAGUUCUUCUUUGAUUCAAAAUAAUGGUCCACCACAAUGCCGAAUAAACGAAGUAUAUAAAGAUUGUGGCAGCUGCGAUCAAUACUGUAAUGAGGAACCAAUAUUCUGUACUGCGGUCUGCAGGGAUCCCGGUUGUUAUUGCCAAGACGGCUUCGUGAGAGCGUUUAGAGGUCCAGACAGCAUCUGCAUCCCACCAGAAAGCUGUCCACGUGCUAACGAUCAAAGUUCUUCUUUGAUUCAAAAUAAUGGUCCACCACAAUGCCGAAUAAACGAAGUAUAUAAAGAUUGUGGCAGCUGCGAUCAAUACUGUAAUGAGGAACCAAUAUUCUGUACUGCGGUCUGCAGGGAUCCCGGUUGUUAUUGCCAAGACGGCUUCGUGAGAGCGUUUAGAGGUCCAGACAGCAUCUGCAUCCCGCCAGAAAGCUGUCCACGUGCUCAAGAUCAAAGCUCAUCCUACAGUCAAAAUACAGGAGUUCAAGAUCAAAGUAUAUCCUUUUCUCAGGAUAUAGUUCUACCAACCUGCGGAAUAAACGAAGAAUACAACUAUUGUGGCGGUUGUGAUCAGUACUGUAACGAGGGGCCGGUUUUCUGUACCGCUGAUUGCAAGGAUCCCGGCUGUUACUGUAAAGAAGGCUACUUGAGGGCAUUUAGAGGUCCAAACACCAUCUGCAUCCCUCCAGAAAGCUGUCCAAGUGCUCCAGAUCAAAGUCGUCCAUUCUUACCUCAAAAUACAUAUUACCAGUGUGGUGAUAACGAAAUAUUCGAAAAUUGUGGCGUCGGAUGGGAAUGCGAAAACUACUGUGGAAGAGGCGCAAAUGUGUGCGCAUAUUGCGAACCUGGCUGUUACUGCAAGCCUGGCUAUAUAAGAGAUGGCCCUGAAUACGACGCUAUAUGCAUUCCGGCAGAUCAAUGUCCACGUGCUCAAGAUUCAAGCUUAGAUUUCAGUCAAGAUGCGGCAUAUCAGUGUGGUGAUAACGAAGUAUUCAACAAUUGUGGCGUCGGAUGGGAAUGCGAAGACUACUGUGGAAGAGGCGCAAAUGCGUGCGCAUAUUGCGAACCUGGCUGUUACUGCAAGCCUGGCUACAUAAGAGAUGGCCCUGAAUACGAAGCUGUAUGCAUUCCGGCAGAUCAAUGUCCUCGCGCACCAGUUGAAAUCUCAUACGCGGUUCAAGAUGCAGGUAUUCAGUGUGGAGCAAACGAAGUGUACGAUGUAUGUGGAGUUGGACAGGUAUGCGAAGACUAUUGUGGAAGAGGCGCGAAUGUUUGCGCUUAUUGCCAGCCUGGCUGUUACUGCAGACCUGGCUACAUAAGAGAUGGCCCUGAAUCCAAUGCUGUAUGCAUUCCGGAAGACCAGUGUCCGCGUGCACCAAUUGCUAUCUCAUCCGUAUCACAAGAUGCAGGACCUCUUGCUCCAAUUGUAAUCUCCUCUUUUGUCGAAGACGCAGGUAUUCAGUGUGGAACAAACGAAGUGUACGAUGGAUGUGGAGUUGGAAAGGGAUGCGAAGACUAUUGUGGAAGAGGCGCGAAUGUGUGUGCUUAUUGCCAGCCUGGUUGUUACUGCAGACCUGGCUACAUAAGGGAUGGUCCUGAAUCCAAUGCUGUAUGCAUUCCGGAAGAUCAGUGUUAG